Messenger RNA from Drosophila takahashii, 3692 nucleotides. Its product is annotated as GTP-binding protein Rhes. Gene Ontology annotation, biological process: signal transduction. NCBI's taxonomy places the organism in Eukaryota, Metazoa, Arthropoda, Insecta, Diptera, Drosophilidae. Gene Ontology annotation, molecular function: GTP binding; G-protein beta-subunit binding; GTPase activity. The record is from RefSeq and is a predicted model, not a curated record.
AUUCGAUUAAAUUCGAUCCUAGAACCCCUGAAAAUUGUUUUAUGUGUGCUGUGGUGUUGACAUUUAAGUUGGAUGAAGAAUAAAGUAUCCAUUGGGGGAGGCGGAUGAGAUGAGCCGCACACCCGCUUGUUGCUGGCAAAAACUUUUCAUUAUAUUUAUGAUACAGCUUGACUUUUGUUUUGUUUGUUUAACUUCUUGUCAACCUACAUAAUCUGGGCCUCUCUGCGGCUCUGUUAGGAUACUCUCUCUUUCGCUGUUAGCGAGUGCGCAGGUCGCCGGAGUUGAGAGUUGAGUUGGCAAUUGAAUUUCACAGUAAUUUCCUGGCCACGACUGGCAUACGCUUCAGAUAAUCGCUCGUCGGCCAGCGAGUCGGACGUGUUUUAGCCGCAACAGUGGGAAAAAUAAUAACAAAUCGGGGGAGUGCCAUUCGCCCCAUUCGUACCUCGUUUGUCCAUUCAUAAAGCCGUGUCCUUUUACGCGAAAGCCACAACAAACUCGCAUCCUGGAGGACAACGACAUCUCUCCUCGUGUGUGAGUGCCAGUGCUCUUGUGUGUUCUGGUGUUCUUGUGCCGACAGGAAAUACUCGACCCAUAAUAAUUGCAAAGGACAACCAAUUUGGUUGAUGUCCAUUCAGCUUGGCGCGGCUAAUGCAUUUGGCUCCGGCAUAAAGUUUCUGCCACCACCAUUUACCAUUUACAUACACAUGCAAAUGUCGGCUUGUUAACGACAAAGUUGAAUGAUUGAAAAUGCAAAUUGCAGCCGCAACCUGCAACUUGCAACCGAUUUGCUGCUAAGCAAAAACAACAACGACGGUGCAUCAACGCCGCAAAUUAAACCACCGGCGGUGGUGCCGACGACAACCAGUUAAAGUGGCGGAAAUGACACAGUCAAAAUGUAUCGCUGCAAAAAUUGGUUUUGUGCGCGCAGCAACAACAACAACUACGUCGAUGUGGCACUGAGCGAGGCGCCACCCAGCCAUCAUACAACAACAACAACAACACCGAAUAGCCGCAACAACAGCGCCAGCAACAAUAACAACGUGCGGAGCAACAGCAGCAAAAGCAAUCAGCAGACAAGCAGCGCCACCACAGCGAGUGGCUAUAGAGGGGGUACAGGUGGUGCCAGCACCACCACCCAAAGCCACCACCACCCGAACGCCACCCACUUCGCAACCGAUGAGCCGUCACCGCCACAGGCCCACGUGGUCACCUUUCUGGACGAAACCACUGCGAGCGGCAGCAACGGGGCCGUGACGAGCAGCCGGCUGGUCACCACCGCCGAACUGCACCAGGCCCACAUGCUGGAGCACCACUCGAACCUGGACGCCAUCGAGCAGGCGGACGACUUCAUCUACGGCCCCGGCGCGGGACUCUCGCUCUGCGACGACAGCCUGCCGUCGGCCAAAAACUGCUAUCGACUCGUCAUGCUCGGCUCAUCACGCGCCGGCAAGUCGUCGAUUGUGGCACGUUUCCUGGGCAAUCGGUUCGAGGAGGCCUACACGCCGACCAUCGAGGAGUUCCAUCGCAAAUUGUAUCGCAUACGGAAUGAGGUCUUUCAAUUGGAUAUUUUGGAUACUUCUGGCUAUCAUCCGUUUCCCGCAAUGCGUCGUUUAUCAUUUCUAACUGGGGAUCUCUUCAUCCUCGUCUUCAGCAUGGAUUCCCGUGAGUCCUUCGAGGAGGUCGUACGCCUGCGGGAGAAUAUCCUGGAGACCAAGUGGGCAGCCCUGAAUCCCGGCUCCGGCUUCAAGAAGAAGAGUCUUCCGAAGAUACCCAUGAUAUUGGCGGGCAAUAAAUGUGAUCGAGACUUUAAAACUGUGCAGGUGGACGAGGUAAUGGGCUAUAUCGCUGGUCAGGACAACUGCUGCACCUUUGUGGAGUGCUCGGCUCGUCAGAACUACAAAAUCGACGACCUCUUUCACUCGCUGUUCACGGUCUCCAAUCUGCCGCUGGAGAUGACCCCGAACCACCAUCGUCGGUUGGUCUCUGUUUUCGGGGCGCCCUCGCCCCUCCCACCCCACGGAUCAGCGGUGGGCGGGACCAAGAAGAAUGCACUCUCCAUCAAGCGAAGAUUUAGCGAUGCCUGCGGGGUGGUGACCCCCAAUGCCCGACGACCCAGCAUCCGCACCGAUCUCAAUCUGAUGAGAUCCAAGACUAUGGCUCUGAACGAGGGCGAGGGGGUGAGGAAUCCCUCGCGUUGGAACCGCUGCGCCCUGAUGUAGAAAUUGAGAGGGCAGUGUGAUAGUAGUGAAGGGCGGAUCCUUUGCGAUCCUCCUAUAUCUGGGCAAUCCCGGCGGUCGGAGCAGCAACUAAUUAUAAACGCAGCGUUUGGGUGAUUUCGAUAUUAUAGUGUAAAUACUCGUUUAGUCAGGCCGCGGCCAGUGUGUUGAGAAUAUUAAUUAAUUAUGCAUUUAGCACUUUCUCGCCAUCUAUGGACAAAGGCAAUUAAAAAAAAAAAAGAAAAACCGCGCAAAUGUACUCGUUUCGCAAUACGCAUAAUUAAAAUCUGAAGCGAUACUUGGCUUUGCAUACCGAACAGAAGGACCCACUCACCUCUGCCUGCCCAAUGUCCAAUCUGAAUAAUAAUCCUACGCACUCGAUGCUCAGUUUUUCCUCUUCUUCUCUUCUCCUAAUUUUUGUACUCAAUUUCCCAUUUUAAUUGCAUUUGUAAUUUGUAAUACUUAUCGUUGUAACUGCACAUUUACUUGACGCACACACACUGAAACCAAAACGCAGAGGACAAUAAUGUUAAAACGUAUUCGGAAUUGCGGGAUUUGUAAUUGUUAUUCAAAUUUAAUUUAUAGAUUUAACCAAUUGAAUUUACAUGAAUUUACAUUGAGCUAAUUUAAUGUUAUCGUUGAUUGUUGAAGAUACCAAUUUGAAUAUUUGACCAUUAGUAAGUCGUUCUGUUUAGGCACACACUCGACACAAACCACAAUCCACAAAACCUUUCGAAAGAUUGCAUAUCAGCCAAAACUGGAACCGAAACACACCGAAUCAAAACAAUUGAAGGGAAUCUUGACCAACUAACAUACCAACUAACUCUACUGUAACACUUGUACACCGAUCUACGCGAAUCUAAGCCCAACUAUGGUUAACUAUAUUGCGAAAUGGAAAACCUAUAAGAUACACACUUCUAGCGUUAAACCGAAUUUAUCUGAUCUGUUCUCGAUUCGAUUUCGGCUUCCGUAGGGCGGAUCUCCGAUCGAGAGCAGCUCCGUAAGUUUAGCAAAUUCGAGUUUCAAUCUAACCUAAGCAACAGCAACAAUUUUUGCGAGUUUAACAUUUAUCAAGUAUUAUCGAUAGUGGAAUUACAGAACGUAUGCGUUUCAGCGCGGCAUGAAACCAAGACCAAAUGAUUAUUCUAGCUAUACUUACCAGUGACUUGAACGCUAACCUAAAUAUAUAUUAACUUACAAGUUAUUGAGAAUUCAUGCAUAUUUUAGGCAAUUAUCGUUAAUGUAAAAAUAUAAAAAAAAAAAACAAAGUGCAGAUAUUUACAAAUUUCGCGUUGGGCCAAAGUGCACGAAUAUAAAUAUAAAUUUAAAUAGGUGUAAUGCCUGGGAUUCGGGUGAUUAUACGACGGAAGUUAAAAUGAUUUACGAUUAACCAUGAAAGCUAACUUUUUAAUGCUUUGGAUUUGCAUUGUUUAUUUACAUUAUACGUAUAUUGCAAAUGAUUGAAUUACGAUUAAA